Messenger RNA from Megachile rotundata (alfalfa leafcutting bee), 2904 nucleotides. RefSeq names its product pyruvate dehydrogenase phosphatase regulatory subunit, mitochondrial. NCBI's taxonomy places the organism in Eukaryota, Metazoa, Arthropoda, Insecta, Hymenoptera, Megachilidae. Gene Ontology annotation, cellular component: mitochondrion. Gene Ontology annotation, molecular function: protein binding. The record is from RefSeq and is a predicted model, not a curated record.
UGUUACGACAGUAACGUAAGAUAUUUUCAGCGUUUACUUUUGUAUAUGAGCCGAACCAACCAAGUAAUUAUUAUUAGCUUUCACGUAAUUUAAUGCUGAAGAACGUGAGUUCAAGAUGUACUUGUAUAACGCUUUUAAAAAAGGAAAUUUUACAAGUUAACAGAAGUUGUUCGAGUUAUAUAACCUAUAACAAUGGAUUACUUAAAUCUAAACAAAUCGAUAAAGAAAAUCGAGAAAAGUUUGUUACCAAAUCCAAUGUUUCAUUCGAAUCAACGAUAUUACCAACGCAAUCACAAAUUGUUAUUGCGGGUGCAGGAACAGUUGCUAAUUCGGUUGCUUAUCAUCUUGUUAUUAAUGGAUGGAACGAUGUACUCGUCUUGGAACAAAACAAAAUUGGAAGCGGAACAUCUUAUUUUGGUUCUGGCACCAUUGGUUUGUUCAAACCGAUAUCGCAUAGAAACUUAAUAUCUUAUAGCAUUAAAUUAUAUCGACAGUUACAAGAAAUGGGAUAUGACAUAGGAUUAAAACAAUGCGGUAGUAUAUAUUUAGCUCAGACUAAAGACAGAAUGAUAGCUUUGAAAAGAAGAAUGGCUUAUAAUGUACCUACAGGCUUACAUUGCGAAACUUUGAAGAAAGAACAACUGAAACAACUGCACCCGUACUUGCAUAUUGAAGAUGUCGAAGGUGCUGUCUGGGUACCUGAAGAUGCAGUAGCGAAUCCUAGCGCGAUCUGUAAAGUUCUAGCGAAGCUGGCAAAGAUCGGAGGAGCCAAGUACGUUGAAAAUUGCCAUGUAGACAAAGUAUAUACCGAGAAUGGAGCUGUCAAAAGUGUAAAAACGGAACAUGGUAUAGUCCAUUGCAAAUAUUUUGUUAACUGUGCAGGAAUGUGGGCACGUGAAUUAGGAUUACGAUGCGAUCCACCUGUUAGAAUUCCAGCAUAUCCUGCAGAACAUUUUUACGCGAUUGCUUCUCCUUUUCCAUCUUGUACAAAUCUUGUUUUACCGUGUGUACGAGAUUAUGAUUCAUAUUCGUACAUGAGGGAAUGGCAAGGAAGUUUAUUAAUUGGAUGGUUUGAACCAAACUCAAAACCCGCGUUUGAAAAUAGUACUGUUCCUAUAAAGAACUGGAAGAAUUAUCUUACAGUUGAUACAUCGCAUUGGAUGCCAUUAUGGGAUAAAGUGGUACACAGGUUACCAAUUUUAGAAGGUAUACAACCAAAUAUUUAUAACUGUCCUGAUACUUUUACACCAGACGGAAGAUGGAUAUUAGGAGAAAGUCCAGAAGUGAAAAAUUAUUUUGUUGCUGGAGGCAUGAAUGGAAAUUCAUUACAAGGUGCUGGUGGAAUAGGGAAAGAAGUCGCUGAAUGUUUAAUUAACGGGGAAUCUACGCAAGAAUUACUUCCUUUCAAUGUACAGAGGUUCUUAGAUUUGCAUAGUAGCAAGCAAUAUUUACAGCAAAGAACAAAGGAGGUUGUUGGCAGAAACUAUGCGAUUUUAUAUCCUCAUCAAUGCGAAUAUAAAUAUGCUCGAAAACUGCGCUGUUCACCUUUAUAUUCUGUUCUUGAAGAGCGAGGUGCAAUUUUCGGCGUAAAGAUGGCUUAUGAACGUCCACUUUAUUUCGAUUCAACUUACACAAAAGGAUCGAAAAAACCAGUCAUGCCACCAGGUAGUUUUUAUAAACCUAAAUUCUUUGACUUCAUGGAAGAAGAAUUCUUAGCAUGUAAAGAAGGAGUAGGAAUAAUAGAUAUGAGUUCAUUUUCAAAAAUCGAAAUUAGGUCAAGUCGUUGGGAAGUCGUGGAAUAUCUUCAACAAUUAUGUUCUAACGAUGCGAAUAUACCAGUCGGUGGCAUAGUACACACAGGAAUGCAAAAUCAAAGAGGAGGAUACGAAAAUGAUUGCAUUUUAGUAAGACUAGCAGAAAAUAGUUAUUUUAUGGUUUCACCUACAUCGCAGCAAACACGCAUUUAUCAGUGGAUGUCGAGACAUUUACCAGCUGAUCAUUCAGUAGGCUUGAACGAUGUAACAUCAAAAUAUACUGUUAUUAAUUUAGUAGGACCUAAAGCAACAGGUUUACUGUCAGAAUUAUCAAAUUCUGAUAUUAAUCUUUCUCCUUUCACUUAUAAGACUGUAAAUGUAGCGUAUGCUUCUGAUGUAAUGGUAAUGUCAUUCACACACACUGGUGAAUCUGGUUAUUGUCUGUACAUACCAUCGGAGUACGCGCUUCAUGUAUACUCUAAACUAAUGGAUAUAGGUAAAGAUUACGGAGCACGAGAUGUUGGUGUGCUGACACAACGUUUCAUGCGAAUAGAAAGAUUUAUCCCGUUUUGGGCCGAAGAAUUGACACCGUUUGUAACCCCGUAUGAAGCUGGAAGUGGAUACAGCGUAAAAUUAGACAAAGAAUAUUUCAUUGGCAAGUUCGCUUUACAAUAUCAAAAAGAACAAGGUGUAUCAAAGAGAUUAGUAUUAUUUGUUGUUAAUGAAUUAGAUGUUAAUAAGGAUGUUUGGCCAUGGGGUAGUGAACCAAUUUAUCGAAACAGUGAAUUUGUAGGCACCGUUACAUCGGCAGGAUAUGGUUUUGCUACAGAAAAGCAUAUUUGCCUUGGUUUCAUCAGUUGUCCUGAAUCAACGCACAUUCAAAGUAAUACAAAUGUAGUUACGACAGAUUUUAUAAUGGAACCCACUGCUCGUUACGAAAUCGAUAUUGCUGGAACUAGAUUUCCUGCUAAACCGCACAUUCAUCCCUUACCGAUACCGGCAUGGAGUGGCAAACUUAAUAAAAAGUAUAUUCCUACACCUGCUAUUGUAUACAAAAGUGAGGUAUCUCGCUAAUUCUUUUAUAUGUAUAUAUGAUUAUUUUAAUCAGAUACAAAUCACUACACUUAUAAAUUAAACAAAGAGUAAAGUA